AUGAGAUGUGCUUUUCAGCUGAUCUGUUCAUUUCUUUUUCUUGGUAAGUGCGGGUCACUUUAUCUUCAUGUAAAAUGCAUUCCUUAUAUCCUUAACAUUGCUUAAUAUGAACGUUUUGUCAUAUUUUAGUACCAAUCCAUGCGAACGAUUUCGCGGAUUUUGGUCCAGACGCUGCCCAGUCGAGAUUCGAAUUUGGCGCUCUAGUGGUAUGGCCUAUUAAAAAAAAUCUAUAAAUGAUCAAGACUAAAUAUCAUUGCUUCUGAGAUCAUCUCUAUAUUUUUUUCUCAUUCUUGCGCAAAAAUUUUGUUUUUAUUCACCACACGCUACCAUUGUUCAUCUGGGAUCGUGAUUACUUAUGCAUUCGAGUCUUUUAUUGUCUGGCCUUUUAAAAAUAUUGGGCUGGUUCAAAGUCGAUUACUAGUACUAAUAUAGAAGAACACCUAAAUCACCAGUGCAAAUACAAUAACCUACCUGAUUUUCACAGACAAGAGUGUCUUUCACUUCAGAUCUUCACCUUCAAUAGCUUAGUCGUGUCACCAAGAUUAUGUAUAUCAUAAAAAACUCUUUUUAUAUGCUAAGCCCAGGCUCCCAAUAAACCACGGUCCAUGAUACUAUACAGUGCUGACGUGUAAUAAGAUAUGCCACAUAGAUUUUACUAUAAACUUUCAAUUUUUUUAAUUCAGUGAAAUAGCGUAUUAAAAAAUGAGAAUACCUGUAUUGCAUUUGAUAACAAUAUUUUAGUUUGAGUCAACCAUAUAUAAUAUAAUUAAUUAACUAAGGUUAUUGAGACAUUGAAUCAUCCUGAAUUAUUUAUUGACCUAUGUUAUUAUUCAACUGAUGCAAAUCUCCGCCUCAUUAUAUUUUUAGAGUGGGACUAUUGUAACUAGGGCCACUUGGACAAAGUUGACCAGUGAGAAAUUUAUAGGAAAAUAAAUAUACAUUCUAAGAAAGUCGGUUGUGGGCCAAUCAGCAGCUUGUAAAAAGACAAGAAUGUUACUUGAAGCACAAAAUUCAAAUAUUGAUAGCAAAUGUUUUUCAAGAAAGCAAAAUGUUUCAUCAGACAAUGUUCGCAACCUUACAUUGACACAAGCCUUUAUUUCUUCGCUAACAUUGCCUCACUUUGCAAUAACAUCAUGAUCUCAAAAACAAAAAUGUAACAGUGUUUACAUUUUUUGUCUGCUUCAUUUUACUCUAACAGACCUCUCAAAAAACACAGGACUGGUUUUCUUCAGCGAGUUCAAAACAGAAUGUCUGUAUGUUGCAAUUGGUUGAUUUUCAUCCAUGUUGUUUACUUCAAUUUUGAUGGACAACUAACCUUCUCGGAAUGUAUUGUUAUUUUCCUGUAAUACGACUGGUCAACUUUGUCUAGGUGACCCCAGUUAUUAAUAAGUUAUAGUAGUCAUACUGUAAAAGCAACUUAGUGGUAAAAUGUUGAGGAAUAUGAUUGGUUUUAAAACCAACCAAAAUAACCAGGUGUGGACCUUUCCUAUUCAUUAUUUCCCAUGCCCCAUCUUAGGCUAAUUAGGCCCUCUUGGGGGCGGGGGGGGGGGGUUACUUAUGUCCCUAGACUGAAUUUUGAAACCCGUCGUUUCGCGUAUUGAGCAGGAAGCCAUGUCCCUUUUGAUAUUUUACUAUUGUAUUUGCACUUUUCUCUGUUGCUGUCGCAGUUUCAACCCAUCUUUGUGUCAUCUGUUGCCCUUUUCAUCUGGACUUAUGUUGCUAUUUCAAGGCCAUGUAGCUUAUCAGAAUUUUACCCUAACAGGCCCUCACAAAUCUGCUUAUAAAAAGUCAUAACAUUAUGUGCUCUGAUCCUAAACAUGCAAAGUAUGCAGUUUUGUACUAACUUAUUAUUUUUCUUAGGAUUCCAAAGUAGAAAAUGAGACAGAUGUCCCUUCAGUGGGUAAAUACCCAGCUAGGUUUAUUCCUCUAUUCUACUCUGAUAAUAUGUCAAGCCUAAAAGGAAUCUAAGACAGAAAUCAUUGAGCUGGGAUUUAUCUUUUCCUGCAUCUCUUUGUUUUGUUAUUUCCUUCCUAUGUUUUCUGCAGCCUUGAAAGACAUUGUUAUUAUUGUGAGAAGCCAACACAAUGGAUAUCAUGUCAAAAAAGCAAAAACAAUGAGGGAUGACCUGACUCAACAGGCAGAAGCAAUGGGAGAAAAGGUAUGACAAUGUAGCUCAGCCAGUAGAGUGCUGGCCUGCAGACCCAGGAGGGGAGUACUUCCUAUAAUGGCCAAAACGAGGAGGCUCCGCCCGAAAGGGGUACCUCUGUCAGGCUUCAGGGUGGGGAUUUCACUAGUUGAAGUAUAUAAAAGGGUGGGGAAAUCUGUCAUCUUGGUCUGUGAAAAGGCCCAAAGGGCUAACAGAUGCAUUUUAUUGAUGUGAAAAAGUUGAAAAAACGUUCUGGUUUGUGAUUUAUUCAUAUUAAAAGACAGCGCAUUUACAGCAGUUAAAAAGAAUGCAAGGUACAUAAAGGAGGUACCAUUAAAGGUAUAUGAAAGGGGUACCUUUUCCUGUAAUUUGCCAACAAAGAAAAUCACUGUCAAGUAAUUGAUGGCGUCCAUCAUCUCAAGGCUGGUAAUGUGUAAGCAGUUGAGGAUGUCAGGUUGAUGGCUUUAUGGGAAAAAAUACAAUUGCUUUUUGUGGUCACUUUUGUUAGGAUAAUUUAGAACUAAAGAUGAUGCAUGAAGACUGGGCUCCUCUUGGAGCAUGGACGAUUAUUCCAAUCAUAAACAGGUACAGUCAAUGCAUGAUAUUCUAGUAAUCUGAGACCUAUGCUCUGCACACAGGAUGAUUCUGGAAUCACUGGGGGGCAAACACUGCAAGUCGGUAGAAAGAGAUGAAUGUGCAAAGUAGUUCCUCUGUCAAAAGCAGUGUCUUCGGGCAGACUUACUCACUUUCCUCCUGAUUUUGUGAGAGGUGAAGGUGACUUAUGUUGGAGUGUUGAAAUUACUGACUUUCAGUGUUUACCCCCUUUCAAUAGCAGAAACCUGUGCACAUAACAUAGGUGUCCGAUUAACUUGAAAAAUUAUCAUCAUUUAUGGUGAGCAUAGCACCAAUCUGUCUGUCAUCAAAAAUGGUGUGCAUUCAUUGUGCUGGAAAAAGAGGGUAUGGUCUGUUUAUGUUUAUAGUAUGUGGGCACCUCUCAUUUGAAUAAGGUCACUGCUCUAGUAAGUUGGCACCCCUGUAUUGUCAUUAUAUUUAUGAAAAAUGAUUUAUUGCUUUGUUACUAGUAUUAUUUCAAUUAUAUUCCAGUUUGGCUGAGGAUUAUGGAGACAACAAGCGGUGGAUAUUUUUUUGCGAGGAAGAAACCAUUAUCAACCUUUUUGGGCUGGUGCAAGUUUUAAGGAAACAUGAUGCAAGAAAGGUGGCUGAAAACGAUACCUGAUUAUUAGUUAAUUUUUCCCAUCUCCUCCAUCUCCUACAGCAGUAGAUACAGACACUGACGAUAACAAGUAGCCCUUUGCAGCGGGAGCAAAAAGGCCUUCUUGUACCAAAUUAGCCCAUUUUACAGUUACAGGUGGAAAUGAGGCUGGAGUUGACCUUGUUUUGAUAAAACCCUUCCUGCUCUACUAUGGAACUCAUGUUUUUCUUGUGCUAAAUGGCAUUUUUCAAGCAUAAUCUCCAUAACAAAAGGAAAGAGGUUUGGAUCAAAACAAGGUCAAUGCCAGCCUCACAUUCACUCAAAAGCUAGGAUACUAAGCCUACAACUUUAAAAUUGUCUAUUACAGGAUUCAGUCCUUAAAAUACCAGAGAUGGAAAUAGCAUAAAUAAAAUAGUUGAUUUUCUAAUUUUAAAAGCCCUUAACAGUUAGAUUUUAUACUUGUUAGAAUAAUGGAAAAAUAUGGUAUGUAUCAAUGGUAAAAGUUAUAGGAUUGUACGGUUUAUGGUCCAGCAAUUAAUUCCAUUGAUACAAUCAAGACCUUGUAACUAGUACAAAAAUAUAUGAAUAAUUAUGUUCAGUCAGCCGUAAGCAAAACUAGUAAUUCUAGUCAAUCACUAGCCUUCCUAGCAGGAGCCAGUUUUUUAGGGUGAAGGAAAAAAUCUCGAGGAUGCGCCAUUGACUGACAAAUAAUGCAUUGAGGUGACAGACUCAUUCCCAAGAGGCGUUCAUAGCCAAUCAAAGUCCAGGAACCUAAUCACAAAUGCUAGAGAGUGUUUCAAACAUGCGUGCAGAGCUUGCCGUGUGUGGGAAAACUCGCAGAAACAGAUGAAAGGGUUGUGGUCUUGCUUCUAAUUGGUAGAGAAGGGUGCGCAAGGUUUUCUUUUUCGCCAGUCAAAAAUUGUUGUGGUUAAAAUUUCGGAAAUCUGUCUGCAAAUCCUUUGGAAAGUUCGCGUUAGUUUACAGGGGCAUAAAGCAGCCAUCCUGUUUUUCGGUUAAAUGCACGGAGCCACUCCAAAUAACACUGUUUACCUUUUUAAAUAGACAUAAUUAUCCUAUCAAAUAAUUGAAUUGAGUAAUUUACUGUCGUCUUUUUGACAGGAGUUGUUUAUUGGGCAUGCAAUUCAGGACCAACAGCCAGUGAUCAUCCAUCACUUUGCUUUUCAUCAGGAUCCUUCUCAGUUCUCUUUUCCUGACUUUGCCGCUGGCUGGGCUUUAUCUGUACCCUUACUGAACAGGCAAGUUAAAGUCAAAGAUUGUUUUUUUUAUUUUUUGAAAAAAAGACAAAAGCAGUUUUUCUUCCCGGAUGCAAAUUUUGUGUGACCUUUUGAAACAGAAAUUUCCUAAUUUAAGUCUCGUUACGAGAAUCAUUUUUUCCACAACGGUAUAUCAAAGGCAUAUCAGACAGGACCUUAGAAGUGGGACCACGAAACGAAUCAUUUCCACGGAAUAUCUGUUCGAGAGGUCUUAGUUACUUCCCGCCCAGACUUGACGGGCGUGCCCGCAAAACGGUUUAUGAAACGAGGAAAACCUGUUCACAAGAUCUGUUCGCACACGUCAGUGUUAGGCAGUUGCUAGUGCAGACGCGAAUAAACGAAGAAAACCGUGGCAUGCGUCUUAGGAUCCCAAGUUUUUUCUUGUAGCUGUAGUUGAUUGGUUAACACGCUCAACACAAACGUUAAUUGUAUGUCAACUGCUUGUUCUAUUGUAAUUCUAUCGAAUCUAAACUCUCGCUGACAAUCACGAAUGAGUACCGGCGACUUGUAGGAGUUUUCACGGAUUCGUAAGGAUUUUGGCACCCGAUUUCUGUAUGAAUGAGAUUUUUUUGUGAAGGAGAAGAUUGCAGUUUCCUUAUUAAUAAAAUCUCAGUAGUUCAUUCUUACUAUAAAGUUUUAUAAUAAAUGUAUACGAUAUAACGUUCCUUCUUUAAGUUGUGUUGUGAAACCUCGUCAGUAGGAAAAUAUAUGGCGCCUCUCAGAGAAAGUGACACCCAAAUAACGCGUGUAAUCUAUAACUCCCGUAAAUCCUCUAUUAAGCCCCCCUCUCUCACAAGCCCCUCCCCAUUUUCAGGGGAUGAAAGUUAAUAAGCCCACCCUCUCUUUAAAGCCUCCCCCCACCCUCCCCUCAAUCUUAUUAUUCUUCACUAAUAAAUGAUAGACUGCAUAAAUCAAUCAUGACUGUAAAACUUUAUUUGGACUGAUCCGCGAAGGUUUAUUUACCUGUUCGAAGUUCGGACUUGUUUUUGAUCCUGGGCUGUAUGACCUACACUUUCUUGUGCUUUAGCUCUUCCACUUUGCAUUCUAGCUUUUUAUGGAGAGCUGAUACUACCACCAUCUCCGCAAACGUAAAUAAGCCCCCCCUCUCUAAUAGCCCCCCGUCUCUAUUAAGCCCGCCCCCCCAAAUGUUUGAAAUAAAUAAUCCCCCGGGGGUGGUUAAUAGAGGAUUUACAGUAGAUUUAUUAUUCUCAAGUCUUGGUGCUGAGAUUUCUCGGUACCCAGCGGCCGUAUGGUUGUCCAAGAAGUGCAUUACCGACCAAUUCCAGAAACCCAAACUCCUGGGGCUAAUGUCUGUCGAUUCUCCCUGAAGUUUCGAGAGGGGCAUCUCUCGUGGAGAAAAGUGUAUUUACCGGAUAGAGCUUCAGUUCACACACAAUAACAUUGAUUUCGGCGCGAUUUAUUAACGGAGCGAAGCUGCCCCGCGCCGAGCUUUUAAGUGGACAGUCGAAAAGCUAUUCGGUAUAGCUAGUGUGAACACCUAUCCGAUAUGUGACUCUCCACUUUCGAGACAGGCGAGGCUCAGCUUCACUCCGUUAUUAUAGAAAUCGCGCCUUAUGUAUGAACAGAACCUCUAUCCGGUAUGAUUUUUGUGGCGGCGCAAAAGCUAUCCGACGUAGUGUAACCAUAACCUAAGUGGUAAAAAGAGUACAAGAAGAAAAUAUUUGAUUUAGUCUCAAUCAUUUGUCUUAUCAUUUGUUUUUGCUUAUCCUUGCGUUUGGGCGGUUUAAUUCGUGGGCAAAGUAUAUAUUAUCUUUUUUUUGUGGGCAUCGCUAUUGAAAAGUAGGCUUAAUGUACGAGGAUGUACGGAAAUGUUGCCUAACAAUUCGUGGUUAAUAGUGGACAAUUUCUGGUGAAGGUAACUCAUUUCACAGUGUCUUGACAAAAUGUACACUGCAACUCUUGUCUGCUCUGUGCGGUUUCCCACUUCAUACAUGCUUUGCGAAUUCCACAGUGUAAUAACGCUCAAAAACGUGUGUUGAAAAUCAUUUAUUCGUCUAUGUACAAUAUUGCUACUAAACAUAAUCUUUAUAAACUCAAGUAAACUUAAAAACAACUAAUUUACAUCAUAAAUAUCGUAUCAUUUACUCACUUUCUUAUUUACAGAUUAAGUAAAAGACUUAUCGCAGCCUCCCCACGGUCAGAUUUCUCUAUCGAUGUACAACACGAGGUAGGCAAUUCAAAACUUAACACUAUAAUGCAUAAAUUCUUUACUUUUUCUACAGAGAAAUAACUCAGCAAGUCAGUUGAAUGGACUGGAUAUGAGAUAAAAAAUCUCAAUGUAAUGUCCUGUCGAGUUUAUACAAGAACGAAGCUAACAAAUGACACACGAACCAACAAGGCAGUCUCUUGUCCUCAAAGGAAAAGCUUAAAUGAAGAGUGCUCGGCGGGCCUUUAUUUGCUGCUCGAUGUGUACUUUGUUACGGCUUUGGUUCCUUCGCUUACCGCGUGCUUCGCCAGUUCGCCAGGCAAAAUCAACCGGACUGCAGUCUGAAUCUCGCGGGAACUGAGAGUCGACUUUUUGUUGUAUGAAGUCAGCUUGGACGCUUCCGAAGCUAUCCGCUCGAAGAUAUCGUUUACGAACGAAUUCAUGAUAUUCAUGGCUUUGCCCGAAAUGCCAGUGUCAGGGUGUACCUGCUUUAGAACUUUGUAAAUGUAGAUGUUGUAGGUCUGUCUUCCUUUUUUUCGUCGUUUUUCUUUGCCUUCAACACCCUUGGGUCUUCCAACAGACUUCGGCUUCUCAUCUUUCUUUACUUUAGGCAUCUUCGAUAGUUUUCUUCUUGUCGCCUCUCAAAUUGUGCCUUUGGUGAAGAAAUUUUUCAGUCAGUCGCUAUUUAUUGGAAAAUUUCUGUUACCUAAUUUGCAAUCGGAUCGAAAUUCGCGAAAUUUCAUUGGCUGUUUCGCAUCAAGCAUACUAAUAGCACGACGAAGACGCACAUCUUGAACAAAAGAACCAAAUGAUGGCAUGAACUAGCGCGCAUUUCAUAUGUAUCGAUAAGUCGAUGAGAAUUUUCCGCCAGAUAAUUGCACACUAUUUUUCGCGGAACCAUGCAAAACAGUGCCUAUGAACGAGCGUUUCAAACGCUUUGUGCAAUUCUCUGACUUUCUUAGAUAAAAUUAAUGAGGACCUUUCCUAUGAAUUCUGGACAUUUUAGUCGCGUAAGGCAAUCCAAACAUUUUUUAAGGAGCCGUCCAUGCGUUUCUUGCCCGAAUAACCGAAAUGUAAACUCUUUCUUGUAGUUGUUUUUUCUCACUUUCAGGCCUCGUCCACACGUGUCCGGAUAUUUUUUUGUCCAUUGUAGAAAAAAUACCCCUCCACACGUAGCGUAUUCGAAUCGUUUUUGCCCGUCCACACGAAGACGCUACGAAGAAUGACAGGGCGUGCGUUGUAUGAUGUAUGACAUAAUGAUAUCGUAUUCGAAAACCUCCGUUAUCGUCCACACGAUAAGCCGGCAUUUUAAAAAUCUCCUGUCUGGAGAGUGUUUUUGAAAAGAUGCGUUUUCGCUGACUGUUUUCACCGGAUACGUGUGAACAGUGGCAGUGGUGGAUCGAGGGUAGGGGCCCAGGGGGCCCGGUCCACCCCUUAUUUUUAGACCAAACUGAGGCCCGAAGGGCCGAAAAAAAAAUUUUGGAGACCCCCCUUAUCUCAGGGUCUGGAUGACCACCCCCGCUCCCUUAUCUGACGGCCUGGAUCCACCACUCAGUUGGCCAAACAGGAUACGUGUGGGCGCGGCGUACGAAAGAAAUUAUAUAAGAAAAUACAUAAAUUUAUAUAAGAAGUUAUAAGAACGCACUCCAAGUUAGCUAUUAAAAGUGUGUCAUCAAACCAGCGCCCAUUUGGACAAUAACUGAUUGAAUACCAUUUAUUUUUUGAGAACAGAUUCUCUUUUUCGUAUCAAAUUUGACGGAUACCAGUCUUUUAUAUCACGGACUGGAAAAGGAGACUCAGUUACCAAAAGUAGCAGGGAAGUACUGUCUUUAAAGCAUUGUGAUUUGAAAAUGGUAUCAUUUUCCGUAGGUUGCAAUGUUCAUUCGUGAUGAGGGUCGAGGUACGCUACUCACGGACGUCCCAGAACUCUGCACCAGCGACCCAAGGGACCAACCGGACUGCGUGACGUCAGUCAAAAGAGGCGGCCCGGAAUGCGUGAGUGUUUUUGUUUGACAUACGAAUGUUCCUACCUUUAGGGCCUGUUUAAAUGAAGGUGGGGGACCCCAGGUAGGUGAGGUAACAUGUGGCGGGUUACCUCACCUAACAUGUAAACGUGAUCACAUUAAAAUGAGAGAUUAUAUGGACAGGUGGGCUACCCCACCUAAGCGGGUUACCUUACCUAUCUGGGGUACCCCACCUCCAUGUAAACAGGCCCUUAGACUGACAUUCAAAUACUUAAAUGAUAAUUAGUUUUUGUUCGCAAAUCUGAAGAAUGAACAAAAGGGAACGAAGCCAAGGACCCACCUUUCCCUCCCUUAACUUCUGUGUUUCCUCGCUUAGAAACCGUUGCAAACUUCUUUCUUACUUGGCAACUCUAGGGUGUAUUUCCUAAUUUAACUUCUUGUUAUCUACCUUCCUAUAGUAUCAAAACCUUCAACUUAAAUCAAAUUUUCCUCAGUAGAAACUUUAUAGUCCAAAUGGCGUCUAAGAAUAGCUACCGUUUUUUGGGGUUACCUGUGCUUUUUUUUUCCACAGGGUGAUCUAUCUUUGGACCAAAUCUUCUUUGCUGUCAAGACUACAAAGAAGUACCACAAAAGUCGAGGUAGUUUUAAGAAAUAACUUCGCAUCCAUAUUCAUCCGAAUCGCCUCCGUAACUGGAUUUUGUUUUAGCGCAGUGAAAGAAACUUCAACAAAGCUAUUUUCUUCCUCCACAUUUCUUACGUGGCAAGCCGCCCAUUUUCUAGGCGAAUCCUUUACUGCGCUCUUACCAAACUGCUAAUAUUCACCCGAAAAUAUCAUCUACUACUCCAUGCGAAUGUUUGUGGACCGUUUAUUGCCGUUGAAAGGGCAAUGAAUCAAUCUAGGAUUUUUGCUGUGUGGGUUUAGUCAAAUCUGCGAUAGCAGUACCUUAUGUCUCACACAACGACUCUUUCUUUUCAUCUUUUUCAGUGCCUGUUGUUCAGAAAACCGUCGGUCAAUACGCUAAACAUAUAGUUUACUACAGUGAGACUAAAGAUUCGUCCAUACCAACAGAGGACAUUGGAGUUCCGAAUACCGAAAGAGGUAGGAGUGAGGACUUAGAGUAGGGUAGUAGGGAUCUAAAGCAAAGACAAGUGACGCAUUCUCCCUUUUUAUAUGCCUACGCUACCAAAAUUGUACUAUCAAGUGUCUUUACUCUUGCAGAGCCGAUUUAUAUACCCGAAAAUUUGGGCAAAAUCAUUGCCCAAGAAUGCAAAAGCCGGUCGACGUGCGUCGCGUGUCGCUCAUCGCGCGUCGCGUGUCGUUCAGAAACAGAUAUCAAAAUGGCCUAAAACAUACCCAAAGCUACAUCAAAGAAAUGAAGAAAGACAUCUUUACUGAUAAAUCAUUGUUGUAUUUGUUCCUAAGACAAAGACUAAUCGUUUCGUAACCAGAACCCUGGCGCGCUUUGAAGCGAGCAGGAGCUCAUUACUCUGUCACAGGAUACAAAUAACUGAGUCGUCAGAAAUCUUGUAGAAGUCUACGUACUACCUAGUAGUAUCUGAUUCUGAUUCGUCCUAGUCUUUCUCUUAAUUGUCUCUAUGUUUCAAUUUAUUAAAGAGGAAACGCGUCGUCGUCACCUGAAAGACUGCUUGGGACUUGCCAGUAUCCGAUUAUGGUGUUUGCUUAAGGCCGUCGCCAUGACAACAUAUGUUGCAAUAAGAAGUCAUUGAUCAGAGAUCACUGUCAGAUCGAUCGCUUGCGUUAUAGGAUUGCCAGACCUGUUGAAGUUUUUGGAGUUCUGUUGUCGCGUGCUCGUGGUCUUUAACAGAACUUGUAAGGUCAAAUGCUUGUCUCGUCCAUGUCAGGAUUUUAAUAGCCUUGUUGAGAGCGUCUAAAUUUUUCUGAAUAAAAUCUUUUAUUGGGCAAGUUUUCCCACACCCUUUCUCUUAAUGUAUUGGUUUACGAAGUCGUUUUCAUUAUUUGUAUCAAUUUUAUAUUUCUCUCGUAAAUUCACUCGCUGUCCCUGGAGAAUCGAAGAUGAUAGUGGUAAUACAUUGCUCUUGUCGUUCAAUGAGACAUUGUAAAGAGGGUCGUCUUUGCGAUUAUUCUGAUUAUACAUGACAAAUGGCAAGCCCUUGCGCGGGAUUCCCUUGCCACCACCAAACGUUUCGUAGCGCGGCUGGAAACACGAAGAUGACGAAGUCGAUGAUUUUGUGUUUGAUCUGUACCUGGUCCAUUCCGGAAUCAUUUGUCGAACUUGAAGGGAAAAAUCAAAGCAUCGCACUCGUAGAAGAGCUUGCAGAUCAUAUUGUUCCUCGUUGUUCAGUCUUCUAGAACUCUGACCGGCGAUGGCGGGUAGUUUCACCCUGGGUUUCUCAAGGUAUUUUUGUAUAAUAGAAGCUUGCGUCAGUACUUCAUCCCUUGGUUUUACUUUACUUAUAGAUACUUUAGCCGGAACUUUUUCCGCUCUUUCUUUUUCGGCUUUUCUAGUGCUAAAUGCACUUUUUCCUGUGAUAAACAUAUCUACUUCCUUUCCCGUUAUGCGCGGCAUUACCAACUUUCCUCUCGCAUGUCCAUCCAUAAUUUUUCGCGGCAUUGCGUUAGUUGCCCUCUGUCGUUAACUCGUCCUUCGGCCGAUAAUUUCUAAUAUCAUUUUUUCCGCAUACAAGUGUCUGUGUUUUAAGGGAAAGUCGUCAAUUUGACGCUCUAAUCUGUUGGUUUUAAUUCUCUGUUUACACGUCCCGUACAUAAAAGCAGACAAAUAAUCCGUUUAAAAGGGAUAAACGUUGAAGCCGGCUGUUUACUGGAAGAAUAUCAGUCAUCAUUUGCUUCUGAGCAAACAACUAACCAUCAAUUAUAUCCGAUUUUGAAGAGCCCUUCAGGUAUUUUUCAUAUUUUACCGUUUAUUGUGAUUUACAAAGCACAUUCUUUCGGCUGAAGACUUCACAAACAUUCGUGGCCGUGGCGGACAAUGUUAUUAAAGUUUUCUGCCCACAAUUUUAUCAUUUUCCUUAGGGUCUAAAGUUAAACCCUCAAAGGCUUUGAACGAGGAAAGCUAUGUAAGUUGUGGAAACUAUCUGUGUUGAAUCUCAUCUUUACUCUAACAAGUAGGCUCCAAGACACGGCUAUCUUUGUGAAAUGUAACAACGUCGGGGCUUAAAUUCCAACGAGAGUCGACAAAAUUACUAGCAGAACGUUCCUAUACGGAGUUUUUAUCUUACACUGAAUUUUUUCUCUCCUACUUUCUGAUAUUCUUUCUGAACCUCAAUACAGUACCCUACCUUUAAUAAGGAAUCCUAAUACUCUUGUUUUUAUUAUUAAUUUAGAACUUAUUUCUUUCGAUAUCCGGCUCGGUAAGAGAUUAACUUGUGUUUCAGCGAACAUUUUCGCGGCAGUGAACAACUGACUGCCCUCAAAAUUUGAGGUAUAAGCUGUUGUCAAUCUGGCGCCCCUUUACUGACAGCAACCAAAUGAGUCCUGGAAGAGGUUAACUGGAAGGAAGGGCAUGCAAGACUCUUCUCAUUUUGAGUUCUACAGACAUCUAGACAUUGAGUGUUUUCAUUGCUUUUUGCCCAGGGUUUUUAAAACCAGGAUAAAGCUUACUCGGAAGUAGAACUAAUGUUGAAUUUUUGUCUAGACCUUCGAAAAGUGAAUAGCAACAACAAAGUCGUUUUGGCCUCUUUCAGACUGUAAGUUUAAAGUAAAGUUGAUUUGACUGAAAUUUAAAACAAAAAUCUUAUCGCGCAUUUUAUUCCCGGAUUAAGUUAAUCCGCUUUCCAGCGAACAACCUGGGUCUUCGAUGUUGAGCUUUCUAGCUGACGAGUGUUGUUUAUUAGAAACAUAUUUAUAUAUUGGUAAAAACUAUUUCGUGAUUUUAUCAGAAAAUAUUAGUGCCGGCUGGGCAUGUAAAACGAACGCACUGAGUGUAGAUUUUAUUCAAAUAGAAGGUGGGCAGGUAAACUAAGGCCUAAUAUGGCUAGCUUUGCGUUUUUUAAGCUUUCCUGUCCUGCUGUUUUUUCUAAAAACAAUACAGAUAGAGAUUUUGAGGUAAAAAUGAAUGAGAAACCGUAUAAGCAGUGAACUUUUGGGAUUUGACAAAUCAAUCGCGAUUAAACUGAAAAAGAAAAUUCAAGCCUUUGGCUUAACUCGUGACCUCUGCGUUGCGGCUAUGCCGCUUUGUGAAGAAUCUCAUUCUUUUUUUUAACUUCUGCCGCGAGCCGAGAUAAGUUGUAUAACCGGAACGGGUUUUCGAACGCGUUCAGUUUAAUGUUUCUCGGUACCAUUUUAGGAUUUGUUUCGUGUGCUUAUUAAUAUGUGUUCUUUUUGUGUUCUGUCUUUUACUUUCAAAAACGAAAAUAUGAAAACCAUUCCGCUACCAUAAUUUCUCUUUAAGGAAUGUUAAAGAUCAAAUCGCAAAAUGUUUGUUUCCUUAAACGAAACCGUUUUAAAAACAUAAUUAGAUUUGAGGAAUUGCCUGCCACGGUGUCUUGCAAAACCGUGAUUAUGGGAUGAACAAUGAUACAUUAAAAGUUUACAUAUUAAACAUAUUUGGGUAUGAUCUUUCUAAACUUUUUUUUUUGUCGUCUUGCGAAUCCCAAAAUAAUGAACAGGACCAAAGGACUGCAAAAGCAAACCAGCAGCGAAGAAAUUGCUCCUUCAGGUCGCGAAAGUUUACUGACAGACGUUUGUGUGGUGAAGGGCACGAACUCACUCCCGCACCAAACAAACCUCUGUAAGUUCAAUAAAUCACGUUCAAACUUGGCAUCUUUACUAAUUUUAAGGUUUUUUUUAGCCGUGUGGACGGAUUUUCACGUACUGGUCCGAGUUAAUAGUUGAAGAAACCGUGGAAGGGUCUUCUUUACAGUUUUUCCAUUUUUUUUGCCCACCCAUCGAGCAUGGUGCAUGAGGACUUGGGGUAUGAAACUGACUGUCCAUUGCUUCUCCGAGUUAUGCCGGGGAUAUCAGAUCAAGCCCGUGACGGUCUCUACCCACACGGCAGCCUGCGUGGCAGUCAUUUCGGUUUCUUUAUUUCCGAGAGGGAGAAGCGGAGGAGACGCGUCAGGGCAUGGGGGAGAGGGUGGGAGGGGACGGCUUGUAACCCUUUGCUUCACCGCCUCUUCCCCACUCCUAUUAUUAUUAUUUUUUGCUCUCCCUCGCACGUCUCCCACUUCUCCUUGCUUGCGUAGCUAAUGGAAUUUUUCGUUAGCCUGAAUUUCAUCCGAUUGCGUUCGUCCGCGUGAGUGCGAGUUUUUGGGAAUUGAAUGUCCGCGCAAGCUCGCACGCGGCUGUCGCCUUUUCUUUGAUUUUCACGGGCGCUCGCGUUUCGCACGCUCUAUUAUCCCUGAGGAAAAAUGGGGAAACAGAAAUGGACGAAACAGAAAUACGCGACACUUUACGCAGACUGCUAACACAGCCACAUAUUAGGGCGGCCCGGAGACGAGAAUGUAUCGUAUUGAUAUUCCAACUGUCUUUUUAUUCCUUAUCUAGGUCACUGUGCCAAGCUACAGGCUAUCAUUAAUAAGUCCGCCACGGACCCCAGAGCCGCUGACAAACCCUGGCUCGUGGUUAUUGAUGAUGAUACAAUCAUGAGGUGAUUCAAUAUGAAGCUCAGUACAAUAUUGGACAAAAUAGAUGACAAAUUUAGAGCCCCCUGCUCUCCAAAUCAAGGAUGGGAAAAUGGCGCGUCUUGGCUUUCGCGUGGCUUCAUCCUUGAUUUCAGGGGAAUGGAGUUUACUGCUCCAUUUUAUUCUGUCCUAGAUUGCAGUUGUAAAGAGUGUGAAAACCGGCUCAUCUGGUUUUGUCAGAGUGCUUUUCUAAAAUCAAAAUGAAAGUAUUUAAUCUAGCCAGUCACAAGUGACGAUGUCAAUCUAUUGAACCAAUCAAAAAUCAAAGCAAAUGCUUGUAGCAGAUGUAAAGCGCGGGAAUGCGUGAGCAAGUAACUUUUCUCCUGAUUGGUCAAGAAAGUGGCGCGAGAUUUCCAGCCAAUCGCAGCGUGAAAAGGAAAAAAGAGCUUUGCCUUUCAGUUUGAGGAGGAGUGGUCUCGUUGCCAGAAAUUUUGGCACAUCAAACUUUUGCCGUGAUGUUGCUUUGUCUGUGUAGAUUAUAAAAGCACACAUUCGCGCUCCCGUUUUUCAGUUUCCACGCCCAACGUAUUGACACAUGAAAUUGAAAAGCCUAAUAAAUCAAGUGUUAGUAAGCAGCGUAAAUUUCAUCCGAUAAAAAUCAUUUUCACUUAAAAUGGACUAUUCUCUUGCAUAGUGUGCCCAGACUGAAGAAAUUACUGGCGUGUUACGAUCCAAAGGAAGUCACGCUACUUGGUGAGAGAUACGCUUACGGACUGACUGGAGGGUAUGGGUACGAGUAUAUCACCGGAGGGGGAGGGUAAGGUUUUUUAGCUUUGUUUACAAUGUUCUUAUGUCAUGUUAUGUGUUUUUUUAGAUGUUUUGUCCUUACUUUCUUGCAGUGAUAUCUCGUUUGUCCCGCUGUUAGCCUGCAAAUGCAGCUCCCCACCCCCACCCCCCCACCAUCAUCGCUCUCGUCGUCGUAGCCAAAAUGCCGACAGCUCUCUCGCAAAACGUUCCCAGCGACGGGAAGCGAUAAAAGAUGGCUUUAUUCGCAGGCUAUCCCGCUGUGGGACCAAAUGCCUAAGACGACGAUUUGGCUACCGGCUUUAUUUCACCCCGUGUACCUAGGCAGGAUUAGCUCAGUCGGUAGAGCGCUUGACUGCAGACUGAGGAGGAGGUCGCAGGUUUCGAUUCCUGUAACAAGGACUUAAAAUUACUCAGAAAUAAAGAUACGGCCUUCGCACUGUAAACGGCUAGACCUUCGCGAGGCAUUCCCGUCUCCAGUAGCGGAUGCAAAAAUAGUGUCCUCAAUCAGCAUUUUUGUGCUAAAUACAUUGACACUCAAAUAAAGUGUAGAAUGCAAAACAGUCGGUUUUUUUUCUCAAAAUCGGUUCAGCUAAGCGUAAGAGUCACACACGCGCGAGGCGCGCGAGCCUCUCACGCCCGUAGGGCGUUCAGAGUCAUUCCGCCUAAUUUUGAUUGGACUAGGGCAAGAGAAAUUUCUUCUACAACCCCCGUGUACUUAUAAUUCUUAUCAGUAUUUAUAUUUUCUUUUAGAAUGAUCCUGAGUCGAGCUGGUAUUGAUGCUCUACUGAAAAGCAACUGCAACUGCUGGGAACCAGACUCCCCGGACGACAUGUGGCUUGGGAAUUGUUUCCGAAGACUGGGAAUACCUCUUACGCAUAGCCCCGCCUUUCACCAGGUAUGUUCUGUGAUACCUUUUGCUGUAUUUCUUUAGAACCUUGUUUGAUGGAGGAAGGAUAGGUAUUCUCUCCAUCCAGAACUUGACCAAGUGUAGGGUCAAAUGGCACGAGAUUCUGUAGCCUGCAGGCGCCCAAAUUUCCCCUUGGGCUUCCUCUUGGAACGCCUGCCACGUGUUAAGAGGAAUCUCUAGACUCACUCAGUAAAGAGAGAUAAUGGCUUUAAUCGUGCUUUCCACGACCAAAUAUGCUGGUCACCGUCAUCUGGUCACUGACAAGACUGACACAUUUUUGCUCAUAUUUUUCUUUAACUAAUGCCCGAGAGAGGGUUGCACUUUUGUUAACUUAGACGUUGGGGCGUUGCUGUUGUUGUUGCCGGAGACAACAUGAAAUAUUUCUUGUAAAGGACAUCAUUUCUUACUGUGCAGCAUGAAGAGUUGUUAUUAAUUAUGUUUGUUGUCGUUCUUUUGCAGGCCAAACCCAAUGAAUAUGUUCCAUCACUUCUGGCCCAUCAAACGCCCAUCUCCUUCCACAAACACAACGAUCUAGAUCCACUCACUGUCUACAAAGACUAUCUGAGUUGAUAACGUCCUUUAUUUCUUAGGUGUUGUACUUGAAACGCUUCCUAAAGGAAAAUAAAAAUACAGUGGAGCCACCCAACAUUCAAAGCAAAAUAAGGGACUUUCCAACCAAUUUUUACUCAAUAUGAGGGCCGAUAAUUGUAACAUAGGUAUGCAAACGCUGAAUUGGAUCCGUCAUCGUUUUCUCAACACUUCUGUUGACAAUCGCUCGCACGUGUUCUGAGAACGAGUCGGAGACCAAGUGUCCAUGGUUUCGUAAUUUCGUCAGUGAAAGGGAUGACGAAAAUCAUGGUUCUUUAAGGGAAAAGAAUACAGAAGGGAAAAAAGUGGCAAUAUCUCAAAAGUAAAAAAUAUCUUUCAUAGUCGGGGUCUUUGUAUAAAAUAUAAUUUUUCUACAAAACAUUGUGAAAUGUCAUAAACCGCUCAAGGGAACUAAACGGAUGUGUGUCUGGAGAUCAGUAUAUGUGCUUAAUUGUUUAAUAUAUCUCAUGCAGUAAUAAAAAUAAAUUUUUAAUUUUCAGUUUCUUUUAGUCUUUUUUCUUUUUUUAUUUUGAUCAUCUGAGGACGCC
Porites lobata is the source of this 17176-nucleotide messenger RNA. The record is from the annotation of a GenBank genome assembly. Lineage: Eukaryota; Metazoa; Cnidaria; Anthozoa; Scleractinia; Poritidae.